GCGCAGGUCUUUGAUGGAAUCACCGUCCUGGAUUUCACCAGCGGGCGGGCCGGCGGCGUCGCCACCAUGGUGAUGUCCGACUUCGGGGCCGAGGUCAUCAAGGUUGAGCCUCCGGGCGGUGAAAAGUUCCGGAACUCGCCGGGAUCUAUCCAGUGGAACCGGGGCAAAAAGAGCGUCGUCCUGGACCUGAAAACGCCGGAGGGACGGGAUAACGCGCGGGAGUUGGCGCGGCUUUCCGACGUGGUGGUGGAGAGCUUCCGGCCGGGGGUGGCCAAGCGGCUGGGCAUUGAUUACAACAGCCUGCGCGCGGAGCAUCCCGGGCUGGUGUAUGCCACGCUGACCGGCUUCGGGACCGAGGGGCCCUACGCCAACUACAAGGGCUACGACGGCGUGGUGGCCGCCAAGAGCGGCCGGAUGAUGAUGUUCGCCGAGCAGCAUCCCCGGGAGGGUCCCAACUACGUGGUGGUUCAGGGGGUCUGCCACGCGAGCGCCACGGCGCUGGUUCGAGGCAUCACGUCCGCUCUCUACGUGCGGGAAAAGACCGGACGGGGCCAGCGGGUGGAGACCAGCAUGCUGAAGGCCGUGACCACCUACGAUCACGUGUCCUGGGUGUACGGCCAGAUGAUCGAGAACCUGCCCGACACCUACCCGCCGGACCCGAGGGUGGGCAUCGGUCGUCCCAACCCCACGGGGUACCUGCCGGCCCGCACCAAGGACGGCCAAUGGAUCCAACUGGGGAAUGUGAUUCAAGAGCGCGCCCUUCCUGGAUCAGGACGCCGUUGCGGCCCUGGACGGAUCAUGCUGGAGAAGGUCCAGGAGAAGACGCUGGACGAGUGGAUGGGCAUAUUCCUCGGUGAAGCCGGCAACGUGGCCGCCGAGCCCUACCUCACGUCCGAGCAGGCCCUGGACCAUCCUCAGAUCGUGCAUAACGGCAACGCGCAGGACGUGUUUGUCCCUGGGGUCGGCGGAACGCGGCAGCUCGGCCCCAUGGUGAACAUGAACGGGACGCCGGGCAGCACGCAGGGGCCGGCGCCGGCGCUGGGUCAGCACACGGCGGAGACGCUGGCCCGCCUGGGCGGCGACGCCGGAAGUCGUUCCAACGGGGCCAGGGAGGCGAUGCCAAAGCACCCACUGGAGGGGAUAACGCUGCUGGAUUUGGGGACGGUAAUCAACGGGCCGCUGGGCUGCGCCCUGGUCGCCGAGUUGGGCGCGAGGGUCAUCCGCAUCGAAGCGCCCGGCGGCGACUGGGGCCGGCGGGGCAUGCCGAUGUCGGUGCACCGAACCAUGGGAGGCUCGGAGUGCAUUUGCCUGGACCUCAAGACGCCGGAGGGCCAGGAGAUCAUGAGCAAGCUGGCGGCAAAGGCCGACCUGCUGCUCCACAGCAUGCGCCCGGGCGCGCCGGAGCGGACGGGUAUCGGCUACGAACAGCUUGCCAGGAUCAACCCGAAGCUGGUGUACCUGUACGCCGGCGGGUACGGCUCUACCGGACCCUACUCGCACCGGCCGUCGAUGGCUCCGAUAGCCGGCGCCGUGUCCGGGGGCGGCGUGGCCCAGAUGGGUCGGGACGCUUUCCCGCCGCCGGAGCAGGCCAUGUCCAUCGAUGAAAUCGCGGCCGUGUCCAGGAAGCUCAAGCGGGCGAACGACGGCACCGCCGAUCACACCACGGGCAUGGUCAACGCCGUGGGCCUGGUGCUGGGCCUCUAUGCACGGGAGCGCACCGGGACGGCGCAGUACGUCGAGUCCACCAUGAUCGCCGCCAACGCCUACGCCAAUAUCGACGACUUCUACUGGCACGAAGGCAAGGAGCCGCGCCCGCUGCCGGACGGGGAGGGACACGGGCUGCACGCCCUCUACCGCCUGUACCGGGCGAAGACGGGGUGGGUGUUUUUGGCCUGUCCCUUCGAGGACGAGUGGGAGGCGCUGUGCCGCGCCAUUGACCGACCGGACCUGCGGGAUGAUCCCCGGUUUGCCUCUCCGGAGACGCGGGCGGAGCACGACGACGCGCUGGCCCACGAGUUGGGCCGGGUGUUCGCCGGCGCAGAGCCAAUGCACUGGGAGCAGCUGCUCACCGCCGCCGACGUGGCGUGCGUCAAGGCCGAGGACCGGGGGAUGUAUUUCUUCUUCAACGAGGACCCCCACGUGCGCGAGAACGGCUUCCUCACGCCCGUGGAGGCGCCGCGCUACGGCGAGUUCUGGCGGUACGCUCCGGUGAUAGACUUCUCGGAAACGCCGGGCCGGGUCGGGCCGGGCCCGCUGAAGGGUCAGCACACUCGCCCCAUCCUCAGUGAGCUGGGGUACACCGACGCAGAGAUCCAUGACCUGAAACAGCGGCAGGUGGUGGACUGGGAGGAGGAGUAG
Messenger RNA from Geodia barretti, 2358 nucleotides. The record is from the annotation of a GenBank genome assembly. Lineage: Eukaryota; Metazoa; Porifera; Demospongiae; Tetractinellida; Geodiidae.